AAUUAGAAAUGUUUAAGACAUUCAAUGUUGUUAUUAAGUUUUUAUUUUAGUCGAAAUUAUUUCAUUAGCGAGAAGUUUUACUUGUUUUAAUUUUGAAAUGCAGUCUUGGAGGUCAUUGUUGAUAUUUUGUCUGUUUUUUUUAAACAUAAAUAAAUUUAUUUUAUCUGCAUCAAUAGGUGAUACUUGUGUUGAUGGAACCAAUAACCUAAGAGGAACAUGUCAACCCAUAUUUACCUGUCCCCACGUUCUGAGAUAUAAAAUCAGCGGUAGAAAUUACUCUAAAUGUGGAUUUAAUAAUAAUAAACAAGAAAUUGUAUGCUGUGCGGAAAAAAAGAUUAUUACAUCUGACAAUACAGUCCCCACCAACUUAGUUUUAAAGAAAUAUGCAAAAAAAUGUGAACAGUAUAAAGCGGAAUUGUUUGACACUGAAGUGUAUUCCACGAAAAUUUCUGCUGAAGGUCAGCCAAACAAAAUAAUAAUUUCCAAAUGUCGUGAAACCGUUUUUCCUUUGGUGGUCGGUGGUGAAGACGCACAUCCGAAAGAAUUUCCUCAUAUGGCAUUGUUAGGAUGCAAGGACGAGAAGGGAAAGUAUAGUUGGGUUUGCGGAGCUUCUCUAAUAAGCACAAAUUACCUGCUUACUGCUGCUCAUUGCCUGGAAACUACGAAAUGUGAAAAACUCGACAUUGUUCGCCUAGGAGACUUAAACGUGGAAAUUGAGACCGAUGAUGCUAAACCAAAAGAUUUUAAUAUUGCACAGCUUUUGCCUCAUCCAGAAUAUAAUACGUCUAUUAGAUACAAUGAUAUUGCCCUAAUUGAACUGAAAUCUGAAGUUCAAUUUAAUGAAUACAUAAGACCUGCAUGUUUACCAUAUCAAGACUUUAACAAUCAAUCCCAAUUAAUUGUAACCGGUUGGGGCAGUACCAAGCUAGCAGGAAGAAAUGCAGCACAUCUUCAAAAGGCAGGUGUUGAGUUAUUCGAAGAAGAUGAGUGUAAUGAAAUUUAUAGCGAAGAAGGAGAAAACACACUUCCAGCUGGAGUAAAAUAUAGAACUCAAAUAUGCGCCGGCUCGAAACAGGAUAUAAAGGACACUUGCCAGGGUGAUUCUGGCGGCCCACUGCAAUCUGUUCAUCCAAAUCAUCCCUGUAUGUAUUCAAUUAUUGGUGUAACGUCUUAUGGUCAAGCAUGUGGUAAUAUUGGUUACCCUGGAGUAUAUACCAGGGUGUUUAACUACAUCGAUUGGAUCGAGUCUGUUGUUUGGGACAAAUAAUGAGUUACCAAUUAAAUUUAUUUUUUGUUUGUUGUUUUUUAAAAAAUAUAUAUACCUAUUUGUUUACUUAAUUAA
Molecule: messenger RNA, 1342 nt
Organism: Eupeodes corollae
Lineage: Eukaryota; Metazoa; Arthropoda; Insecta; Diptera; Syrphidae
Product: venom protease-like
Exons: 4
Coding region: 98-1267 (389 amino acids)
Biological process (GO): proteolysis
Molecular function (GO): serine-type endopeptidase activity
Source: RefSeq, a predicted model, not a curated record